Molecule: messenger RNA, 3300 nt
Organism: Antechinus flavipes (yellow-footed antechinus)
Lineage: Eukaryota; Metazoa; Chordata; Mammalia; Dasyuromorphia; Dasyuridae
Gene: AMHR2
Product: anti-Mullerian hormone receptor type 2
Biological process (GO): cellular response to growth factor stimulus; protein phosphorylation; BMP signaling pathway
Cellular component (GO): signaling receptor complex; plasma membrane
Molecular function (GO): transforming growth factor beta receptor activity; ATP binding
Source: RefSeq, a predicted model, not a curated record
AUGUUGGGGAGUCUGAGCUUCUGGAUGCUUCUUCCAGCUGCUGUGCAGGCCCCAGCAGGUCAUCGGACUUGUGUGUUCUUUGAAGGCCCUGGAGUGCAGGGAAGCACAAGGGCCCUGGGGGAGCUACUAGAUGCAGGGCCAGGGCCCCCCAGGGGUAUCCGUUGCCUCUACAGCCAUUGUUGCUUUGGAAUAUGGAACCUGACUCAGGAUGGAGCCCAGCUGGAGAUGCAGGGUUGCCGAGACAGUGAUGAGCCGGGUUGUGAAUCCUCCAGGUGUGAGCCAGCCCGCCUUGCCCACGCCACCCCUGCCUCCACUCUGUUCACCUGCUCAUGCGGCACUGAUCUCUGCAAUGCCAACUACAGCCACUUGCCACCUCCAGGGAUCUCAAGGACCCCCAACUCUGAGGGUCCCCAAUCUCCACCUGGGGACUCCUUUCUAGUGGUGGUGUCUCUGCUGGUGCUGUUCUUCCUUCUUAUGCUGGGCAGCAGCAUCUUGGCCCUUCGACAGUGGAAGGCAUUUAGGGCCUCGGGGGGCCAGGAGCUAGAAGCUGAGCCAGGCAUCCGUUGGAGCCAGGAGUUGCCGGAGCUACAAGAGUUAUACUUCUCUCAGAUCCUGCAAGAAGGGGGCCAUACGGUGGUAUGGGCAGGACACCUUCAAGGGGAGCCAGUGGCCAUCAAGGCCUUCCCCACUUGGGCAGCACCCCAGUUUCAGACAGAAAGGGCACUCUAUGAGCUCUCUGGCCUGCAACAUGACAACAUAGUACGAUUUAUUGCCGCUGGCAGAGGGGGCCCCAGUUCCCGGCCCCCUGGUCCCCUGCUGGUACUUCAGCUGUACCCCAAGGGCUCCCUGUGCCACUACCUGGCCCACCAUACCUGUGAUUGGGGCCUUUCUCUAAAGCUCGCACUCUCUCUGACAAGGGGCCUGGCCUUCCUUCAUGAGGAAUCCUGGAGGGAUGGUCAAUAUAAACCAGGCAUUGCUCACAGGGACCUGAGUAGCCACAAUGUGUUUGUUCGAGAUGAUGGUUCUUGUGCCAUUGGAGACCUGGGUCUUGCCUUGGCGCUUCCUGGUCUCACUCAGCCCCCUACCUGGCUUCCCACUCAACCCCGGGGCCCAGCCACCAUCAUGGAGGCUGGAACUCAGCGAUACAUGGCCCCAGAGAUUCUGGACAAGACUCUAGACCUUCAGGACUGGGGGAUGGCUCUUCGGCGGGCCGAUAUCUACUCUCUUUCACUGCUCUUGUGGGAGAUGCUAAGUCGAUGUCCUGACUUAUGGCCUGACCACAGGCCCCCACCAUUCCAGCUGGCCUACGAAGCAGAGCUGGGGAGCAGCCCCACCACCUGCGAGCUCUGGGCCCUGGCUGUGGCAGAAAGAAGGCGGCCUCACAUUCCCCCCAGCUGGUACCGUACCACCAUGGAGCCCGGGGGAUUGCCUGAGCUUCUGGAGGAUUGCUGGGAUUCAGAUCCUGAAGCUCGACUUACAGCUGAGUGUGUGCAGCACAGAUUGGCCAGGCUGCGGUACAAUGCCGAGGCCCCUGACUCUGGGGAGGCUUCUCCCAAUGUCCUUCCUUCCUUCUGCCCCCAAGCCUGUUCUGCCAGCCCUGGGACAGGCCCUUGGCAAGGGACCUCUUUAGAUUCUAGCUGAACAUUUUAGAUCCCAGCUGAGCAUUUGCAACACUCCUUUUCUAGCAAUCCCUUACCAAAAGGAAUCAGCAUCUCAAUCUGCCAAAUAUUGUCAUCAUUGUAAAUAUGUAGAUGUGUAGUUCAUAUGUAAUCCAUGUACGUGUACACACACAUGUAUAUACACCUAGACAUAUAUGCACUAAGACACAUGGAGAGUGAUUAUAUGACCAGCUGUUUAGCCUCACAACCCUGCCCAUGAUUCUCUAUAGGUUUCCUGAUCCAUGACUAUCAGUGGAUAGAUCUGGAAGAUAGAAAACUUUGGCAAAAUGGCAGAGGAGGGAUGUGAAAAUGGGGAAGGGAAGAAAAAAAGGCAUAAAAUAAGCAGCAAAGAAAUGUAAACAGAUUUAUAGCUUAAUGAAAGACAAUUUUCUCAAUCCUUAUAUUUUUGACCUUCUAGACACUUUUUUGGCUUUUUUCUUUUCUUUUUAAAAUACACAUUGCUUUAUUAAUUAUGUUGGGAGAGAAAAAACAGAGCAAAAGGGAAAAACCAUGGGAGAGAUUAAAAAAAAAAAACAAUAGAAAAAAGAAGUGAACAUAGCAUGUGUUGAUUUACAUUCAUUCUCUUUAGUUCUUUUUCUGGGUGCAGAUGGCAGUUUCUGGCCAAAGUUUAUUGGGAUUGCUUUGGAUCAUUGAGCCACUGAGAAAAACCAAGUCUUUCAUGGUUGGUCAUCACACAUUCUUGCUGUUAUUGUGUACAAUAUAUUCCUGGUUCUGCUUGUUUCAUUCAGCAUCAUUUCAUAUUUUGGCUUUCUCUUGCUUCUCUGACACUGUGCUCCACUAGAUUUUUGUCUAAUCUUUGCAUUCAUCCUGGAUAGAUCAGGCCCCCUUCACCCAGUGAACGAGGGGAAGUACAAAUAGAAUUAGCUAAUGUGACUUAUUAAUGAAUAUCCAUGAGUUAAACUGCUUACUACAAAGAAAUUCUAUCAACCCUGGGGUUGAGACUGGCACAUUGAGGAUAUAAUCUGAAUUCUGUUUUCUCAGAAAGGUUAUUUAUUGUUCUUUGUUCUUGAAGAGAACCAAUAACAUCAGGAGGGUGAUGUCUUGACCUGAAAGUGAAUUCUAUUUAAGUGAAGCAGUCAACAAAGUCAUCAGCCUCACUCUCAACUCCAGAGUCAACAAGGUCCAGUGGCAAAAUCAGGAUGACUGAUGAUGGUCCAAGAUGCAGUGGGAGAUCUUGAUCCUUUUAAGCUAAGGUCUUUCCCAGGUCUCAGUUUGUCUGAGGCAAUAAUCAUUCAGUAAUUAAAGGUUAGAUAAGAACUGAGGCAAAAAAACCAAAAAAUAAAAUCCUAGUGUUGAGACUGUUAUAUUGGGAACAUAACCUUAGUUCUGCUUUCUCAGAAUUGGUGCAUUUGUAGAAGACCCUUUGUCUUUUCCUUUGUCAACUUUAGUAUAUUAUAAAACUAAAAAGUCCCUUAAGAAAUGUGGACCUCCCAGAACCGGCCUAGUGCCCAGAUAGAGCUAGUUGCUUGUUUUGGAGUUACACGGAGCUUCAUUUCCCCACAGAAGGCCAAAUUUGGGCACCAACAUGGCAGUAAGACAGGGUACACAUCUUUUACCCUUCUUGAAUGAAUCUAUUCACUAUUGUAUAUUAUCAAUAAACCCUAAAGCUAGAUCAACUGAU